Acanthosepion pharaonis is the source of this 1485-nucleotide messenger RNA. The record is from the annotation of a GenBank genome assembly. NCBI's taxonomy places the organism in Eukaryota, Metazoa, Mollusca, Cephalopoda, Sepiida, Sepiidae.
AUGUGUUCUUUUUUUAUUUCUUUGUCUAUAUGCCCCUUCUUUCUUUCUUUCUUUCUUUCUUUCUUUCUUUCUAUUUUCUUUCUUUCUUUUUAUAUUCUUCUCAUAUCUAUCUAUCUCAGACUGUUCAUAUUAUCUAUCUAUCUAUCUAUCUAUCUAUCUAUCUCAGACUAUUUAUAUUAUCUAUCUAUCUAUCUAUCUAUCUAUCUCAGACUGUUCAUAUCUAUCUAUCUAUCUAUCUAUCUAUCUAUCUAUCUAUCUAUCUAUCUAUCUAUCUAUCUAUCUAUCUAUCUCAGACUACUGUUCCUAUCUAUCUAUCUAUCUAUCUAUCUAUCUAUCUAUCUAUCUAUCUAUCUUAGACUAAUUAGAUGCACUAUCUAUCUAUCUAUCUAUCUAUCUAUCUAUCUAUCUAUCUAUCUCAGUCUAUUCUUAUAUCUAUCUAUCUAUCUAUCUAUCUAUCUAUCUAUCUAUCUAUCUAUCUAUCUAUCUAUUUCAUCUGUUUAUAUCCAUCUAUGUAUCUAUCUAUCUCAGUCUAUUCAUAUCUAUCUAUCUGUCAGUCAGUUCUUAUCUAACUAUCUAUCUAUCUAUUUAUCUAUCUAUCUAAAUCUGUUCUUAUCCACCCAUCUAUCUAUUUAUAUCUAUUUUAGUCUGUUUCUAUCUAUCUAUCUAUCUAUCUAUCUAUCUAUCUAUCUAUCUAUCUAUCUAUCUCAGUCCACUUAUAUCUAUCUAUCUAUCUAUCUAUCUAUCUAUCUAUCUAUCUAUCUUCUUCAUAUGACUAUUGGUUCAGUCCUUGGCCCCCGCUCCUUUUUCAGUCCUUGCCCCCACUUCUUUUUUAGUCCUUGCCCCCCUUCUUUUUCAGUCCUUGGCCCCCUUCUUUUUUCAGUCAGUCCUUGCACCCCCUGCUUCUUUUUCAGUCCUUGCACCCCCGCUUUUUUUCAGUCCUUGGCUCCACCUUCUUUUUCAGUCCUUGCCCCCUUCUUUUUUCACUCUGUGCCUCCCCUUCUUUUUCAGUCCUUGCCCCCCCACGCUUCUUUUUCUCAUUUUUUACAAUUUACCAAAUCUAUUUUAUAUGGGAAACUUCUAAAUGAGGUAUCUAUCUAUCUCAGUCUAAUCAUAUCUAUCUAUCUCAGUCUAUUCGUAUCUAUCUAUCUAUCUAUCUAUCUAUCUAUCUAUCUAUCUAUCUAUCUAUCUAUCUAUCUCAAUUUCUUCAUUAUCUAUUUAUUCUUCUGUCCAUAUCUAUCUAUCUAUCUAUUUAUCUAUCUAUCUAUCAAUAUAUCUAUCUAUCUCAGUCUGUUCAUAUCUAUCUAUCUAUCUAUCUAUCUAUCUAUCUAUCUAUCUAUCUCAAUUUCUUCAUUAUCUAUUUAUUCUCUAUCUCAUUCUAUUCAUAAUUAUCUAUAUAUCUUUCAUUCUUGGUUGAUACCCUAUCUAUCUAUCUAUCUAUCUAUCUAUCUAUCUAUCUAUCUAUCUAUCUAUCUAUCUAUCUUAUAA